This is a messenger RNA of Blepharisma stoltei, 1587 nucleotides long. The record is from the annotation of a GenBank genome assembly. NCBI's taxonomy places the organism in Eukaryota, Ciliophora, Heterotrichea, Heterotrichida, Blepharismidae.
AUGCGCACAGAUUGGGAAAGAAGGACUCCAGCCUAUUUUCACAGCGAAAAAUAUAAAGCUAAUACAAAUUCCCUUAGUUUUAGUCAAGAAAUUCCAUGAGAAAUCGGCGAAGUAAUAAGAGGCAAAUACAGAAUUGGUAGAAUCCUAGGUGAGGGAACAUUUGGUGUUGUGAUGGAAGUUAUAGACGAAGAAGACAAAUCAUCAAAAGCCGCCAAGGUGGUAAGACCUGACCCAAUUUAUAUAAAUGAAGCAAAAAUUGAAGCAGAAACUUUACGAAAAAUGUGCGAGCUUGACCUUAAAAAUUCGUCACAUAUCGUAAAAAUUCUGGACGCGUUCUUACAUCAAAGGCGCUAUUGUAUUAUAUUUGAAAAAUUGGGGAAAAGCUUGUACUCAGUUUUAGAAAAAAAUCAUUUCAAAGGAUUUAGAAUUCGAGAAAUCAGAGAGUUUAGUAGGCAAUUGCUGGAAGCGUUGAACUUUUUACAUAGUAAUGGAUUAACGCAUACAGAUUUAAAGCCGGAAAAUAUUUUAUUAGUAAAUGACACAUUGAGGUAUUCGAGGAAGCAUGUAAGAUAUAUAUAGAGAGCAUAUCAAGCAGUAAGCACUGAUAUUAAAUUAAUAUAAUUUAUUAAAUUAAUGUUUGCGAUAUGUAAAAUUGGUAGAUUUUUUUAAAAAAAAUAAUAUAGCAUAGGAACGAAAAUAGAUUGUCCUGGGUAUGAUGUGGCCAAGUUUGUUUUCUAGCUCGAGCUGAACGAUACAACUCAGGGAGUUGAUGAAUAUGUCAGAUAUUAUGCAUUGUCAACUCCCGUGUUGGUUCAUCAAUUUGAGUUUGAGGAAACUCAGAGCUUCCCGGCCAUUUAAUAGCCCGGGCGAGCUAUUAUCAUUCCUGAAAUAUAUUGAUAACUUUAUAAGGUAAAUUUAAUAUACCUACUUAUAGUGAUAUAUAAUUAUAAAUAUCCCAUCCUAUAUUCAUAUAGUAAAUAAUGCUUUCAUUUAUUGUAAACAGGUAUAUAUAAUAUCAUAGACUUUGGGGGAGCAACUUUUGAAGAUGACUUUCAUCCAACUAUAAUUUCUACCUGCCACUAUAGAGCUCCUGAAGUUCUUAUGCAGUCCGAGUGGUCUAUGAGUUCAGACAUGUGAUCAUUGGGCUGCAUCUUAUUUGAGCUUUAUACUGGAGAAAUGCUAUUUCCAACUGAAAAUGAAAGAUUGCACCUCGCGAUGAUGGAGAAGCUCUUUGGAAGAAUUCCUAUUAAGAUGGUCAAAAACUGUGGAAAAAACUUCAAAAGAUAUCCUAUAAAUAAUUAACUAUAAGAAAAACCUGCUUUAUAUUAAAACAGACUUUAAAAUUUUUUUUAUCAGAUAAUUUAAUAUUAAAAAAUAUAUUUUGAUAGCCGAAACCAAUUAAUUUGGCCUGAAUCAAGCACUUCAAACGAAGACAUCCGACUUGUGGAGGAGACGGUUUUAAUUGAGGAUAUGAUUCCUGAUAAACACUCAGAGUUCAAAGAUUUUGUUUUAUCUAUGCUGAAAUACAACUCAGAACUACGGCCAAGUCCUUCCCAGGCCCUGAGGCAUUGCUUUAUAAUUGGAUAA